Molecule: messenger RNA, 1483 nt
Organism: Theobroma umbraticum
Lineage: Eukaryota; Viridiplantae; Streptophyta; Magnoliopsida; Malvales; Malvaceae
Source: RefSeq, a predicted model, not a curated record
AAUCCAAAAUUUGCCCUUUCGCGCCAUCCUCUCGGUCUCAGGUGUUUUUGUCCCUCCUCCCUUCUCCUUCUCUAUGCCUUAACCCCUAAAUCGAAACUGAAAACUUAGGGUUUUCUUUAUUGUUAAAUCUUUGAUUAUUCCAAUUUUCUAGUCUUGGUACCGGAUUGAAUUCACUCCUAGGACCACUUUCCAUAAAAAUUGAAUAACAAUUUUUUUGAACUAACUGCGUAUCAAGUAGGUUUGGUUUUUCCCUUUUACUUUAUACCAAAAUUCAAAAAAAGUUGCAGAAAAUAUUUUAGAAGGUCACAAGUUGUUACCUGAUAGGGCUCAGUAGAGACAAAAUGGGGACAGAAGAUAGAAAUUCAAUUGCUAAGUCCAAACCUCCAAAACAGAAGGAUUCCAGGGAAGUCAGGAGACUAGCAAAGUCUCAUAAAGAUAAGGAAACUUCAGCCGCACCUGUACCUUUUCCGGCGCCGCAUUGGUUAAACUCUGUGCAGGUCAAAGACAGUAAUAGAAUCCAGUACACUCAAGAUGGUUUUUCUUUGCCAAAUUCUCAACUGCAUUACUUGGAUUCCAUGCUGCCGAUUUCCGAGAAAGUAAAAGAUAUUCCAAGAGAAAAAAACCUGGAUUCAGGCAGAAGUAAAGAAGAAGGUACAAGUUACAGAAAUCAUACCCAUGAUUCUCCGAGAAGUGCUGCUAGUGGUGAUGAGGCCUCACCUGAUGGAAUGGGUGACGCUAAUCAGGAUCUUUCUGCAACGAAGAAGCAAAGAUUGAAUCAGACAAAAGCAGAUGACUAUACAAUGGUGGAAGGUUCUGCGUCAUACGUGCUUGAGUCUGCUCUGAACUUGGCAAUAAGUUAUAGUUCUGUCGGGUCGGUAUCAACAACAGCAAAGAUUAGUGAUGAUUAUGACCUGAGAAAGCAAAGGAGGAGGCAACUGAAUCGGGAGUCAGCCAAAAGGUCAAGAUUACGCAAGCAGCAAGAACGUGAAAGACUACAAGCAAGAAUAGAGGUGCUGAAAGUUGAGAGCUCUGCGCUCUGCGAGGAACUGAAUAGAGUUUCAGAGGAAUGUGGGAGACUUGAUGAGGAAAACAAACUAAUUAUGGAAGAGAUAAUCCCGAUGUGCGGGCCAGAUGAUGACCUUGCAGCUUUGUGGGCUGAACUUCAUGCUUGAAAACCCGAGCGUACCUGGAAGUGCUUCAAGUUCAAUCUCUAUUUUGAAGCAAUAAAGCAAUAUCUAAAUAUACCUGAAUGCUGUUUAUAUUGGAGUAUUUAUACAGUACAUGGCUCUCAGCCAAUGAAAGAAACGUUUUCUCCUGUAUUUGCUAUUCAGUUUAACUUCGCCCUGAAUCUCGUAGUUUCACAGUAAAAUUGCCCUUCUACUUUGAUUCUUUGAAACAACAUGUAAUUCGAUAUGUGCAAACGAUUAUUUAAUAAUUAUUUCGGUUAAUUCGAUUUUAAAUAUUUAAUAAUUAAAUUAAUUAA